Messenger RNA from Fusarium graminearum PH-1, 1515 nucleotides. RefSeq lists its product as uncharacterized. Gene Ontology annotation, cellular component: nucleus. The record is from RefSeq and is a predicted model, not a curated record. Gene Ontology annotation, molecular function: DNA binding; zinc ion binding. The coding region runs from base 1 to 1515 and encodes 504 amino acids. Gene Ontology annotation, biological process: DNA-templated transcription. NCBI's taxonomy places the organism in Eukaryota, Fungi, Ascomycota, Sordariomycetes, Hypocreales, Nectriaceae. The transcript has 4 exons.
AUGGCCUCUGGCUACACAGGCGACUUUGUCGGUGAUUACAUCGGUAGACCCAACAACAGAGACGAUGCAAUGUCCAUCGACAGCCCUCCGGUGAAACCAUCAUUCUUCGGUGUUACAGGCCAUAACGAAAUCUUUGAAGAAACGAAAAACUAUCUCUCCAAACUCGAAGCAUUCAGCAUCAACCCCGAAGACACAAGCAUCUCAGGCACACAGGCCAGCAAUGCGAUUAAGUUUAAAGAUCUUCCACCAAAUAUCCAACAAACCUGCCUCGCCGUUCUGGGAUGUAUCUUUGGCCCUUGCUACGAUCGUCUUGUGGCACACAAGACCAAAUACGAGAACAGGCUGUGGUCGAAUCUUACGGUCCCCGCGAUUAUCAGGUCACUAGAAUCGACAUUCGGGUCACACUUGAACCUCGAGAAAGUUGAUCUUGAAGUCAUCGCUGAGCGUAUUUGCAACAACACGAUACGGCCCUUUCGGGACACAGAGAACAGCCAGGAAUGGGCUGGCCAGCUGUGUGGUCAAAACUUGCGAUGGGAGUCGAUUACCAUGCUAUGGAGUGUGUUGAGACGCAUACCCAAUUCUUUUGAGCCAAUCGAACGGCAAAAGUUUCAUAUUCUUGAGAAUGGAACAUUGAACAAGGCAACCUUGGCGUUCUUGAGACAUGGUAUCUCGCUUGCACGGUACUUCACUAUCGCAAAUGUUAUGAUUCUUGAUCUUUUACAACAAAAGACAAUCGUGGAGUCUAUGAUUAUCGGUGACGCGAGUUUGGCCGUCUGGAACUCCCAUGGAGAAGCCGUGGCAAUGAUGACAUACUUGGGCGUUCACGCACAAAGGAGCAUCACACCCUACACGCCGUCACUGUCUUCAGAGCACAAGAGACGUCUUUUUGGGCGCAUUUACAAUCUAGAUAAAGCCAUUGUCGCAUUCACAGGCAGACCUCCACUUCUAGAUCCUCGCUACUGCACCACACAGAUGCCGCUGGAUCUCAGUGACGAAGACCUUCUAGCCGGUGGUGCCGCACUGGAGCGUGCAGCAGCUGAAUUGAACCCAGGCGGUUGGAACACGCAUGGGGGUGUUUACCCGUCAGGUUUCUGCCGAGCUGCCUACCAGAUAUCUGUGAUACUCACCCAGUUUCCGAAGCAUUUGAUCUACGACCCUAACGAUCCGCAUGAUCUACCUCUCCCACACGCAGAACCCGCGCCGCACGAGAAAGAUCUUUCUGAUCCGCAAGUCGAGACAAACGUUAUACCGCUGAGAAUCUUUACCCGUUUGACACAUCUGCAAAAUAUGUUUCUACUCGAGAGAUUGUUUCUCCAGAAUGGCGCUGUAGACGAGGGCGACGUACUACUUGUUUCGUUCGAAAUGAUUUCGCUUACAUUACUUUUCUGGACUCAUAAGGAUAAGUUUCGGGAUAUCCGACGUGAUUUUGAGUGGAUGUUCCUGGUGGUGGUAUCCUCUGUCAAGAGCUCCUCGAACCAACCUUUCAAGGACGACAUCCAAAGGACAGCCGUUUGA